AGUGACAUCUACCCAAAGUAGUGGCACGUUAUUACACAGAAAAUAAAUGCUUGCAUUUCAGUUCACUGUCAGACAACUGGGUAGAGAGGAAUUGCAACUGUAAUAUGACUUAACAGUGUGAAAGUAAAUUGAAUAAAUUAAGUUAUAUGUAGAAUCAUCAAGCUUGGAUUGUAACAUUCUGGUCACCUGUAACCUCCUUAUCUCUCUCCCUGUGCUUUCUUCACACCAGUGGCCUUGUAUGGCAUAAGCGCUGUAUAUUUUGCUGGUGUGAUGGUGCGUUUGAUGCUGACUCUGACUCCGGUGGUGUGUAUGCUGUCAGCUGUGGCUUUCUCCAGUGUCUUUGAACACUACCUUGGUGACGAUAUGAAGAGGCAGAGCCCACCUGCAGAGGAUAGCAGCGACGAGGACGACAGGAAGAACGCUAGCAACCUCUAUGACAAGGCUGGUAAGGUGUGUAAACAUGUAUCAGAGCAGGAGAAGGCCGAGGAGGGCCUGGGCCCCAACAUCAAGUCCAUAGUCACCAUGCUGAUGUUAAUGCUGCUCAUGAUGUUUGCUGUCCACUGCACCUGGGUCACUAGCAAUGCCUACUCCAGCCCCAGUGUAGUACUGGCAUCUUACAACCAUGAUGGUUCCCGUAAUAUCCUGGAUGACUUCAGGGAGGCCUACUAUUGGCUGAGGCAGAACACAGAUGAGCAUGCCAAGGUGAUGUCCUGGUGGGACUACGGCUACCAGAUAGCAGGCAUGGCAAACAGAACCACGCUGGUUGACAACAACACAUGGAACAACAGUCAUAUAGCGCUGGUGAGAGCUACUGUAUCUUGA
Molecule: messenger RNA, 822 nt
Organism: Lates calcarifer (barramundi perch)
Lineage: Eukaryota; Metazoa; Chordata; Actinopteri; Centropomidae
Product: dolichyl-diphosphooligosaccharide--protein glycosyltransferase subunit STT3B
Exons: 3
Coding region: 271-822 (183 amino acids)
Biological process (GO): post-translational protein modification
Cellular component (GO): membrane
Molecular function (GO): dolichyl-diphosphooligosaccharide-protein glycotransferase activity
Source: RefSeq, a predicted model, not a curated record